Messenger RNA from Nycticebus coucang (slow loris), 11557 nucleotides. RefSeq names its product zinc finger CCCH-type containing 12C (gene ZC3H12C). Gene Ontology annotation, molecular function: metal ion binding; mRNA binding; RNA endonuclease activity. The coding region runs from base 530 to 3181 and encodes 883 amino acids. Lineage: Eukaryota; Metazoa; Chordata; Mammalia; Primates; Lorisidae. Gene Ontology annotation, cellular component: cytoplasmic ribonucleoprotein granule; nucleus. The transcript is spliced from 6 exons. The record is from RefSeq and is a predicted model, not a curated record.
CGUAAGAAGGAGGCCCGUCGAUGUCCUUGACUGCCCGGGACACCACCCGCGUUAUCGCGGGGUGGAGAAUGUGUCACCGCCGAGCUAAGAGGAGGCGCCCCCGGGCAAGCCGGGACCCCCGGGUGGGGCCAGGGCGCAGGCCGCCGGCAGCCCCUGCGGCCGGGUCGCGUCCAACAGGUUCCUGCAGCUCCCCUCACCCCUCUCCACGCCUCCCGGGUUUUCCCCUUGGCUCGGGGUUUCCUGUUUCAGUUCUCGGCGGUCUCCAGCAGCAGGUGCUGGUUUGCCAACCUCGGCUCCAGAGGCGGCGGCGAAGGAAAAGAGGGGAGGGGAAGGGAAAGGAGGGGAGGCGGCGGCGGCGGCACAGCCGGGUUCGCUCUCGCCCGCGGAGGAGCGGCACGCCCGGCCGGCAUGGGGGAGCCUCCCGCUCGCCCCGCACCCUAGCGGCGGCCGCGGCGGCCCAGGGCUGAGGCGGGAGGCGGCCGCCUGCCGGAGGGCCCCGGGGCUGCCCUGGCGGCCGGGGCAUGUUGUGAUGGCUGCUGAGAAGAGAAUGCAAGAAUACGGGGUGCUUUGCAUUCAGAAAUACAGAAAAAACAACAAGGUGGAGUCAAGUACACUGAACAGCUUCAUGGGCUUGAAGGAUCACCUGGGGCAUGACCUUGGCCACCUUUAUGUGGAGGGCACUGACCCACAGUUAAGUGCAGCUGUACCUUGGUCAACGGUAGAGAAACAAAUAAUGGAUACAGUUAAUGCUGGGAAGGAUGAAAAAGAGGUGUCUGAGGAGAAUGUAAGCUCUGGUGACUCAGAAGAAAGCACAAGUUCUGAUCAUGAGUCAGAGCAAUUGAGUAGCAUUUCCAUAGAGCCAUGCUCAUUGACCAAGACUCACAGACAACUGUGUAGGUCUCCCUGUUUGGAGCCUCAUGUACUGAAGCGCAAUGAAAUCUUGCAAGACUUUAAACCAGAAGAGUCUCAGACGGCAUCCAAGGAGGGGAAGACACCUCCUGAUGUGGUACGAGAAUACCAAACAAAACUGGAGUUUGCACUUAAGUUAGGUUAUUCUGAAGAACAGGUUCAGCUUGUGCUAAACAAACUUGGUACAGAUGCUUUAAUCAAUGAUAUUUUGGGAGAACUUGUCAAACUUGGAAAUAAAAGUGAGGCUGAUCAAACAGUUAGUACCAUUAACAGUAUAAUGAGGGAAACAUCUUCCCUGGAAUCUCAGCGGUCUGAAUCUCCAAUGCAAGAGGUUGUAACAGAUGAUGGUGAAAAUCUGAGACCAAUAGUUAUAGAUGGUAGCAAUGUGGCAAUGAGCCAUGGAAACAAAGAAGUAUUUUCCUGCCGAGGAAUAAAGUUGGCAGUGGAUUGGUUUUUGGAAAGAGGCCAUAAAGAUGUUACAGUCUUUGUUCCUGCGUGGAGAAAAGAACAGUCCCGGCCUGAUGCUCUCAUCACAGAUCAAGAAAUUUUACGUAAAUUGGAGAAGGAGAAGAUCCUGGUGUUCACUCCGUCUCGGCGAGUGCAGGGCCGGCGAGUGGUGUGCUAUGACGACAGGUUCAUCGUGAAGCUGGCUUUUGAGUCAGACGGUAUUAUUGUGUCCAAUGAUAACUACAGGGAUUUGGCGAAUGAAAAGCCAGAAUGGAAGAAGUUCAUAGAUGAGCGGUUAUUAAUGUAUUCAUUUGUCAAUGACAAAUUCAUGCCUCCUGACGACCCUCUCGGCAGACAUGGCCCCAGUCUGGAUAAUUUUCUGAGGAAGAAACCUAUUGUUCCUGAACACAAAAAGCAACCUUGUCCAUAUGGAAAGAAGUGUACCUAUGGACACAAGUGCAAAUAUUACCACCCCGAAAGGGGCAGUCAGCCUCAGCGGUCAGUGGCUGAUGAACUCCGUGCCAUGUCUAGAAACACAGCAGCCAAAACCACGAAUGAAGGAGGGCUGGUGAAAAGCAACAGUGUUCCUUGUAGCACUAAGGCUGACAGCACUUCUGAUGUGAGACGAGGUGCUCCAAAGAGGCAGUCAGACCCAAGCAUAAGGACUCAAGUCUACCAAGACCUAGAAGAAAAGCUUCCCACCAAAAACAAAUUGGAAACCAGGUCUGUACCUUCCUUAGUUAGUAUGCCGGCUACUUCUGCAAAACCCCAAAGCACUGCAUCUUUAAGCAAUGGCCUUCCAUCUGGAAUUCAUUUCUCACCUCAGGAUCAAAGACCACAGGGACAGUAUCCUCCAGUGAUGAUGGCAACCAAAAAUCAUGGAACGCCAAUGCCUUAUGAACAGUAUCCAAAAUGUGACUCGCCUGUUGACGUUGGGUAUUAUUCCAUGCUGAAUGCAUAUUCAAAUCUGAGUAUCUCAGGCCCACGCAGUCCUGAAAGGCGUUUCUCCUUAGACACAGAUUAUAGAAUAAGUUCCGUCGCUUCUGACUGCAGCAGUGAAGGGAGCAUGAGCUGUGGGAGCAGUGACUCCUACAUGGGGUACAAUGACCGGUCCUAUGUCAGCUCUCCCGACCCACAGCUAGAAGAGAAUUUGAAGUGUCAACACAUGCACCCUCACAGCCGCCUUAAUUCCCAACCCUUCCUGCAGAAUUUCCACGACCCCUUAACCAGAGUGCAAAGUUACAGUCAUGAAGAACCAAAGUUCCAUCACAAGCCUCCUCUUCCACACUUGGCUGUGCACCUGCAGCACCCGGCUGUGGGUGCCCGGUCCAGCUGUCCCGGCGACUACCCCUCUCCACCAAGCUCAGCACAUCCUAAGGCGCCACACCUGGGGAGGUCCCUGGUGGCCACGAGAAUAGACAGCAUUUCUGAUUCUCGCCUCUAUGACAGCUCUCCUUCAAGACAAAGGAAGCCUUACUCCCGCCAGGAUGGGCUGGGGAGCUGGGAUCGGCCGAGUUACGGGAUCGAUGCCUACAGUUAUCGGCAGACUUACUCCUUGCCUGAUAACUCCACACAGCCAUGUUACGAGCAGUUCACCUUCCAGAGCCUACCUGAACAGCAAGAGCCAACUUGGCGGAUACCGUACUGUGGGAUGCCACAAGAUCCUCCAAGGUACCAAGACAACCGGGAAAAGAUUUACAUCAACUUGUGCAACAUCUUCCCACCCGACCUGGUGAGACUGGUCAUGAAGAGGAACCCUCACGUGACAGACGCCCAGCAGCUGGCUGCAGCCAUCUUAGUGGAGAAGUCACAGCUGGGUUAUUGAAAGAUGCUGCAUCUUCUUGGUGUAGUUUUUUGUUCAGCUCAAAUGCUGAGGGAGGUUUGCUACAAUAGCACAUGUGAUCUCCUUCUCAGCAAGGAGGUUAUAUAGUAUCCAUUUAUGUGAAAUACUGUAUCAUGGAAUCUGUAUGUAUAGCCCCACUAGGAGGAAGUAUCACGGGAUUGCUUUACCUUUAAACUUUUUUUUAAAAUUUCCUUUUUAAAGCUAUAUCCUUGGCUGGAAAUUUUUCCAGUUUGAUUUAAUAGAUGUAUCUGUGAUCUUUGAUAAUAAUCUGGUGCAUCAGGGGUUUAUAUGCAGCACUUUUUAAUCCUUGUUUCAUGUUUUAUUAACUUGGUGUUUGUCCAUCAAUUGCAAGCAAUUACAGUACCUUCAGAAUGUGGAGCAUUUGACUAGACCUAGCAAACUAUUUUUUCAAGCCAAGCUUACUUAGACUCUUUUACAGCUUUUUAAGUUAUUUUUAUUUGGGGAAAGUGGGCUUCUUUGUGCUAUAAUCAUUAUUUAUAGAAACAAAGAUAUCUAUUAACACUGACUUUAUACUUUAAACAAAAUGUAAGUUACCAGUUUAUGUUGAAAUGGGUAACAGUAUAUAUUAGAAUGAUUUACAGUAUGGCACUUUUCAUUGUGUUUUUUUUUUUUUUUUUUUAGAUUUUUUCUGUUAAGAAAUUAGUUAAUUUAAUAUGGUCGAUUUAAAAGAAAGCAGAUGCAAUCAAUGGAAAAAUUGUUUCCAUUUUUUUUUAAUAUAUAAGGCAAAAGCCGUAACUAUUACAGGUUAGAGUUUUGUUAUCCAGCUAUGAUGUGCUUCUGACAGCUGAAAUGGAAUUGAAUUCCUAGACUUCCAUUAACCUGUAUGUUUAAUAUGUCUGUGUUUUUGUUUGAGGGCACAACAAUACUGGAUAAAAUAACCCUUUCGCAGUACUUGCCUGUUUUUAAUGAAUCUAAUUAUUCUCAAUGCAACUUUUAUAUUUAAUAGACUCUUCAGCUUCCCUGCUGUUUAUCAAGGCUGGCCUGGGGUGGCUUAUGUGUUGAGCAUAUGCAACAUGUAUUGAUACUGCACUAUAGAAAUGGUGAUGGAGGAGAUGGGAAUGGUAACUUAAAAUUUUUGUAAGAUAUUGUAUAUUUUCCAUUUUCCUGAUGGUAGUUUUUUUUUGGGGGGGAGGGGGCCUGUUAUAUUAUUAAGGCCGGAUUCUUGCCACAAAUAGUGUAGUUUUAGAUACAGACUAAAGUCUGUUCUAGUAUUAGUAAGGGAUAUUUCUGGUUUCAAAGUUAUGGGUUUUGCUAGCUGCAGACGCAUUUCUGUGGAGUAAAAGACGGAUUCUGUAGUCAGUGGCAGACAGUUGUGUGACUGACAGAACUUUACUCUUGCCUCCAGAUUGUGAAUUUUACUCAGUGCAACACACACAUUCAGAUCUGUUCCUAUAGUCUGCCUAGAAGCCCUGGUUAUUCUAAUUAUUCUCCGUGAAUAAUGAAGUAAAACCCUGAAAAACCAGAAAGUACCUUUUACUGUUGAUACAAAUUGUAUCUUUUUAACUAUAAGAACUAUUUUGAUUUGUAGAUCUAGUUAAAAACACCAGUGUGUAACUAUGAUUAGACUUUUGGGCAACAUUUUAUCCCUUAUUUAAACACAGAUUUUAAAGUAAAAUUGAGGUCUAGAAUAGGUUAGAAAAUAAGAGUAACAGGUAAAUCAAAGUGUCUUGUCCUAGUUUUAUAUAUUAAAUAAGUUUAUUGGCAUUUUUCUUUCUCCUAAAACUUAUCUAGUGUGAACUUAACUUAAAACAAAGGUAAAAUGUUGCCUGAGAAUAACGUCCAAGCACCUUUGACUAGGAUAACAUUUCCACUACUUGUGUGACACCGUGUGUCACACGAAGUAGGAUUUGGGUAUAUAGUAAAUGCUUCUAAAAGGCAUUGUGCAUACUGACAAAUCCAAUAUUCUGAACCGUGUUCAGCAAACUUAAUUCAGGAGAGUGGUGGUCUACACAGUUAUCGCUAUUGUGUUUGAAAGGGGUGUGGUGCUCAUCUGUACCCAGAAGUGGUAUGGAUGAUGCAACACCAACCAUUCCGAGUGGUGUCUGUGUGAGAGCAGCCCUACUCGUGCAUGAAACUGUUCUCCUUGAUUUUGUCGGUCACUAUUUAUAGAACAAGUUUAAAUGUAGAGGCUAACCCAGUGCCAAAAGUAAGGCCACAGACGUGUAAUACCUCUUACUUUAGUCAUGUUCCCAGGCUGGUUUUAGUUUGAAAUCACUUGUAAAUUGAUGUAGGUUGCACUUCCAUUUUCUUCAUUCCAGCAUUUUAAUAAUUUGAAGAUCUGCCAGACUUUGCUAAAUUUAUUUAAACGAAGUCUUAGGUGAAAAGUAUACAGCACUUUUAAUUUGAUUUUCUAGUGUCUCCAGCUAUUUGUCAUUGCUUCAUGGAUUUUAAACUAUGGGAAAAUAGCAUAGCCAGCUGCCACCCAUCCUAAAGUGAGUAGCUCUGAACUGCCCACGCAGAAAUCCUUCAGUACGUGUGUGACUAAUUACAAAGGUUUUUUUUUUUUUUUUAACUAGCAGUUUUCUUAUUUCAAGAGGACAAUUUGUCCCCUUUGUUUUGAAGCACAAACAUUGCCUCCAGAAUGUAAGAGUGAGAUAAUUGGCAGACUUUAUAUACAGCAAAUUCUUAUUUAUCUGAAGCAAUAAGUAAAAGGAUUCCAUCAUUAAAUUAUAUCCACAGCUAAAAAAAAAAAAAACUUAUAUCCACAGCUGACACAAAUCUUCAUUUUAGCCAAAAAUUCCUUUCUACUCAAAUAUUUUACCAGACUUGCUAACAAGUAGCUAGAAAGAGGUGUGUUAAUGAGUGAAAAUGCCAGAUGUGGUCAACUGAUAGACGAAAAGGAUUCGGACCGCAGUAUUUUGCCCCUGAAUAAUUGACAGUUGACUGUACUUCACACAGUAAUUUAGCCAGUGUGUCAUCUCUGUGUCUGAGUCCAGAGGGAAGUACCCAACCGGCCAAGUCCUGGCCCUUGGUAUUUCUUCCUUUAUUGCAUGUGACACAAAUGUUUUCCAUCUCAUUUUUAUGAUGUCUGUAUCCUGAUAGAGUUUGUCAUUGACCUAUAAACAUUUGAAAGAAAGCACACCAGUAUGAAAUAUUCGAUACUGGUGGAAACUUGAAUUUUGUGUUUUUUUGAAAAUUCAUUUAUAAGAAUGUGUAAUAUAACUAAAAAGAAUAUUUUAUAUUAAUACACACACACACAUACAUGUUUGUUACGAGGUACUAAAAAUGGGGGAGGGGUGCUAUUGAUGGCUAACUUUUCCCUGAUCGAACUAUGUUUUUUUGAGUUGUAGAUGACCAAGUCCAGGAUCUGGAUGGCCAAUAUUUAGAACUACUUGAAUGGAAAGCAAUUCUCCACUGGUUUUAUUCUGGGUAUUUUUUAAAAAAUAUUUUGAUAAUUUUAAUAGAAUGUGUAAUUUUAAAAUACACAAAAAACUUAAAGUAGUAUUAAUUAUACAAAUAAUUAUUUAACAUGUCUUUUAUGGAUGUAUCUAUAUGUAUAUAGACAGUAAUAUAUUUAUAAAACAAAUAUACUUUGUUUUGUAGCUGUUCAUGACAGGUGGGAGGGUGUGUGUGUGUGUGUGUGUGUAUGUGUGUGUGUGUGUUUUGAAAACUCAAGCUGUUUCGCUCUGAGUUAAUGAUGCUUAAAGUAUAUUUGAUUUUUGUUAUUCUUUUUUCUGUCCAACUCCCUUAUUCAAGCUAGAAUAAGAGGAACUGUUUUCUGGCUGUUCUUUCGGUGUGUGGCUAACCCAUUUUAUUAUCUUCUAACUCCUGGAGAAGUCCUGAAUCAGACAGAUUAUGGAUAGAGACAGCACUUAGAUUCCAAAUCCACAAAGAUGAAGACUUAGCCAAGAUGGUAAGCUCCAAGGUAUACACAAAUAAAAAAGUACAAAUGCAUGAUAGAGAAAGAAAAGUGUUAAUAAAAGAGAAGAAACAAAACUAUUUUAGAUCAGUUUAGGACCAUCCUCUAGGGUAGGGGUUGACAGACUUUUUCUGUAAAGGACUAGCUAUAAAAUAAUUCAGGCUGUGAUAAUCAUAUGCUCUUAAAAACCACUUACCUCUGCCUCUAUAGCAUAAAAGCAGCCACAGAUAAUAUGUAAAUGAACCAGUAUUCCAAUAAAACUAUUCACAGAAACAGGUUAACAGGCCAGAUUCUGCCUGUUUGCCAGUUUGCUGAUCCCUGCCCUAGAGGGAGAGAAAUGGGGAUAUUAAAUAGUAGUAAUUCUUGCUAUAUGUUAAUAGGAGAAAUAAUAAUUGAAUUUCGGUUGACAUUUUUUAAAAAUCUGAUAGUUAUUGAUGUCCUUCAAAAGGAUUAUGAGACGAUAAAGCAUCUUAAUUCAUUUGUGUCUUUCACCUGAUCACACUCAUUAUUUAUUAGAGGUAUUUCUUGUGUAUCAUCACAAAAACAAUUCUGUAAAAAGAUGUUUUAAUAAAUAUUGAUAUUUUUCCUGAACUUUUCAUUUCUAUUGAUAAACGGGAAUCCCCUUACCUGCCUUUUGUUUUUUUCAUGACCUCAUGAACCAAAAAUAUCUGUUGUAUUUUGAAAAUUGGCAUGCAAUUAAUCACAAAUAUUUUAAAGACUGAAUUUAUCAGUUACAUUUGUCUGUUGGUUUUAGCUUCUAAUAAGUGACAGAUCAGCCCUUUAAAAAAAUGGUUUUAAAGAAGAUAAAUAUAUUGUAAAUUCACAUACUAUAGCUUUAUUCUGUAAGAUUAAAAAUUGUGACUAGUAUAAUUGUACCUAUAAGGUUUGUAUAUUUGUUACAUUGUGACCCUUUAUAAGAAACAAAGUGUAUGUAUCCCUGCUUUCUCUGUCCAAAUCUUUAGCAUAGAUUUUUUUAGAUGCCUUGGAACUGUCCAUGGUGAAUGAUAAUCUUACUAUGAUCAUGUGUAACUUUGAAUUCAUUGGAAGAACACACUGCAUGUUCAUUCGUGGUGGUUUAUACAUAGUGUUACAUCAAUAAUAUCACUUUUAUAAGAACAUUAAAUAGUUGUGAGCCUCAUCUUCUACUUAAGUAUUAUACUUCUUUUUAAUUAGAAUACAACUUUGGUUUCUAACAGUGUUUAUUGUUUUAAAUGUUUACUUCAUUUUUUUUCUUUAAGGCUUUCUGUUGAAUCGCUUAUUACUCCUGUUACAGUAACACUGUUAAGUAUUAGAAGUGACUUUUUUCCUAAAAUCCUUAGUCUUUCAGAUUUGAACACAGUUUAAGGUUUUGACCACUUGGCAAUAGAAAAUAUCUGUGCAUGUUUCAUAUGGUUUUAUAAAAUCUGUAAAGUUUCGCUCCUUCAACUUUGUACCACGUUUCCGUCCAAGUAUUUCAGGUGAAUAACAAAAUGUUCCCCAUUAAAGCUUUUGCCACCUUCUUUCCAGCACCUUGUGUCCCAAGGAAAAAAGACAUUAAAGAGCAAUGGUUUGUUUUAUAAAGAAUGUGUUUUAGGUUUCCUUCCAUUUUUUUGAAUUGUAAAUUUUCUGUCUAAUAUGAAGUAUCCACAAACAUGCAAACUUCUGCAGAUAUAGCAUCUCAUUGCUAGUAUAUAGAUUACUGAUUUUUUUUUUCUUUGAGGUUUUUCCUUUCAAACCAUAAUUGUAUGCAGAUACUAGAAUUUCUCAUUUGAUCCUGCAAACUUUUCUUACAGGAAAAGUAAGACAAAGAAUACUUUUAGACCAAACAUCUGAUGUGAUUCUAAUUGUCCUCUGUCUGUUCCGUAUUUCCAUAAUGGAUUUUUUUAAUUCCAUAAGCAGUACUUUAGACGUACUGGAAAUCCGCAUCAGAACAGCUGUGUGAUUCUGACACUGAGGGAAAAAAUUUAAAACUUCAUUUUUCUUAUGAUGUUUUGUUUUUUCUUUCAUGAAGAAAUUGACCCCCUUUGGCAGCAUAGACGCUAAACAGACAAGCACACAGCCUUCCCCACUUGCCUGCAUCGUGAGCGUCUGCAGGAGCAGGAGCAGUGUGAGCUGAGCCGAAAUUUAUUCCUACAAAAAUUGAAUCAAGUGUCAAAGACAACUAAUCAUAACACAUGAUGAGAGUGGGGUUUUCUUGUUGUGUUUUGUUUUCCUAAUCUGUCAUUAAAGUGUUUGUUUUUGGCAGUUUUGAAAUAUCAUCGGGUGUCUGGCUGAGACAGAGUGAUUGUUGAUAGGGACCUGGUCCAGUGAGUUUAUAGAAAACUUCAGAGGGCAUGGGCAUCCUCUGUCAUGUGGUUUGAAAGUGUUGACAAGACCCAUCCUGGUGUGCGCAAGGACGGGCGCUGACUGGGCACAGAUCUGGCUGGAGCCCCAGCAGGGCUGACGUGACCUCUGCGUCCAGGGAUUUCACCUGGUGCCAUUCAGGCUGGGAUCUACAGGGCAAUAGAGUCAAUAGGCAUAAGGAUUAAAAAAAAUAGAUGAGGGCGGUGCCUGCGGCUCAAAGGGGUAGGGUGCCAGCCCCAUAUGCCGGAGGUGAGGGGUUCAAAGCCAGCCCCAGCCAAAAACUGUAAAAAAAAAAAAAAAAAACAGAUUAAACAGAUCAUAUAAACAAAAAUUCCUUUGCUAGCUGGGAAUAAAAACAUGGAUCAGUGUGGGGAAAUGUUCAGGUUCUGAGAAAUACCCGCAUGGGUGGAAGGAGAUCCCAGGCCUCUGUCAGGUACGGUACUCAAGGGGUGAAUCAGUGCCGCAGGUGUCACUAAGGUGACUGUACACAAGCAGAUAGGACACGGUGUGUAGAAUCCGGGCAGACCUUUCAGAGUGUGCUGCAGGUGUCACUAAGGUGACUGUACACAGGCAGAUAGGACAUGGUGUGCAGAAUCUGGGCAGACCUUUCAGAGUGUGCUGCAGGUGUCACUAAGGUGACUGUACACAGGCAGAUAGGACACGGUGUGCAGAAUCCGGGCAGACCUUUCAGAGUGUGCUGCAGGUGUCACUAAGGUGACUGUACACAGGCAGAUAGGACAUGGUGUGUAGAAUCUGGGCAAACCUUUCAGAGUGUGCUGCAGGUGUCACUAAAGUGACUGUACACAGGCAGAUAGGACACGGUGUGCAGAAUCUGGGCAGACCUUUCAGAGUGUGCUGCAGGUGUCACUAAGGUGACUGUACACAGGCAGAUAGGACAUGGUGUGUAGAAUCUGGGCAGACCAUUUAGAGUCCUUUUCAAACACAGUGUGAAAGGAAGUGAACGCUCAGCUCACAAGUUUAUUGUUAUCAGUGUAACAGCAGCAGUGUUUGUGGGACUUGUGGAUAAUUCAAGGACAAAUGCAGAUAGGUAUAGUCCUGCAUACACCCUGUUCUUGCUGAAGUAAGGCCGGAAUCUUUGCAUUAUUCCUUCCGUCCUGACCCAAUUGUUGUAAUCAUUUCCGACUUGGUAACUGUAUUGAAAUGUUCUAAUGAUUCGUGAUUUAGUACUUUCAUGUUCUCUGGCAGUGUGAAACCACUACUUCAGAAACAGAUUUUUCCUCCUUCAUUGUUUUUUAGACCUUUGCUUUUCUUGUUAUUUUUCCCUAAAAUUGCUAUUUGCUGUUUCAUGUAUUCUUUUUUACCACUUAAUUAUCUUGAGCUGUUUAACUGGGAUGUAGACAGUUUAUUUUGGCUCUGCCAGCAGAUUUGACUUUUGAUACAUAAUCGUUAGCAGAGGACUCAGCAUAUCCACAGUCAGCAUUGGGGGGAGGGGCUGCUCAGGUACUUUUGUGUGCAGAGGUGGGGAGUCCAGAAGAGCACUGGUUAGGCUGCCUCAUUAUUUCUGCACCUAAUACCACUAGUGAUAAAGUAAGUAGUGUUUGGGGAGGGGAGAGUUGUAAAAAUCAACCUGGAAUUAGGCAUCUCACUCAUUAAAAAUCCAUGCACUUGUUUGUACAUCAACCUCUGCUGCUAUUUGAGAGUUAAUGAUUUUCAUUUUAUUUAUUUAUUUAUUUUGAAGACAGUCUCACUUUGCUACUCUGGAUACAGUGCUGUACCAUCAUAGCUCACAGCAACCUCAAACUCUUGGGCACAGGUGAUCCUCUUGCCUCAGCCUCCUGAGUAGCCAGGACUACAGCCACCGCCCAACACCUGGCUAGUUUUUCUAUUUUUAGUAGAAAUGUGGGUUUCGCUCUUGCUUAGACUGUUCUCAAACUCUUGAGCUCAAGCAAUCCACCCACCUCAGCCUCCGUUUUCACCUUUGUUUUUAAAGGUUUAAAAGGAUUAAAAAAUUACUUUUAACAUUUUAAAGGUUUCCUUUUUUGAGAUUCUUUAAAUAACCUUUUUUUAAAAUGCUAUUAAAAAUGUUAUUAGAAAUGUUAUUUUAGGGCGGCACCUGUGGCUCAAGGAGUAGGGCGCUGGUCCCAUAUGCCGGAGGUGGUGGGUUCAAACCUAGCCCCAGCCAAAAACCACAAAAA